This is a messenger RNA of Rhineura floridana, 3842 nucleotides long. RefSeq names its product acyl-CoA synthetase long chain family member 1 (gene ACSL1). Gene Ontology annotation, cellular component: membrane; endoplasmic reticulum. Lineage: Eukaryota; Metazoa; Chordata; Lepidosauria; Squamata; Rhineuridae. The record is from RefSeq and is a predicted model, not a curated record. The transcript has 24 exons. Bases 492 to 2588 code for a protein of 698 amino acids. Gene Ontology annotation, molecular function: arachidonate-CoA ligase activity. Gene Ontology annotation, biological process: long-chain fatty acid metabolic process; long-chain fatty-acyl-CoA biosynthetic process; very long-chain fatty acid metabolic process.
UCCCUUCUUUCCCUGCCUCCCUCCCUGCUCAUAGCCUGAUCUGUCGGCCCCCGCCACCGCCUGUGUGGUUGCUGCCAUAAAAGGGGGCGGGGAAGCGGGGUCGUGAGUGCGAGACAGCCGCACGUCCAGGAGCUGAAGCUUUGAGCAGGGGCCUCCCCGGCCAUAGGCCGCUCGGUGAGGCGCCGUCGCUAUUCACGAAGACUAGACAAGCGUUGCAAUAGACCCGAGGUUGAUUCCAAACCUGGCCUGUCUCCCCCUUCUCCGAAUUCAAAAUCAGGGACAGGAGGAUAAGAAGAGAAUCAGAACAGGUGGAGGCCAUACAACUUUUCUCCCAGCAGAGAAGCAACUGUGACAACAGACUUCUUCUGAACCAAAGCUGUUCCUUCUUCACCAUGCCUGUUGGGGAUUUAACGGGACCAGUGGGAGAAUAUAAUCCUACUGUUCUUUCUCCAGUAUGAUUGCUGCAUAGAAAACAAGGGCAAGAGAUCACAAUGCAAGCUCACGAAUUGUUCAGGCAUCUGCGAAUGCCAGAACUUGGUGAUGUAAGGCAGUACGUGCGCACUCUUCCAACAAACACGCUGAUGGGAUUCGGUGCUUUUGCUGCUCUCACAACUUAUUGGUAUGCCACGAGACCUAAGGCUCUGAAACCACCAUGUGAUUUAGCAAUGCAGUCUGUGGAGGUGGAGGGCAAAGACCAUGCCCGAAGAUCAUCACUACUUGACAGUGAUGAGCCAAUGUUAUACUACUAUGAUGAUGUGAGGACAAUUUAUGAUGUGUUCCAAAGGGGUAUGCAUGUAUCAAACAAUGGCCCCUGUUUGGGUGUAAGGAAACCAAAUCAACCAUAUGAAUGGAUAUCUUACAAGGAGACUGCAGAAAGAGCGGAAUGUGUUGGCUCAGCACUUCUGAACAGAGGAUUCAAACCAUCUCCUGAUCAGUACAUAGGGAUAUUUUCACAGAACAGGCCAGAGUGGGUUAUCAUUGAACAAGGAUGCUACACUUACUCUAUGGUGGUUGUACCCCUCUACGACACCCUUGGAGCCGAAGCUAUCACUUAUAUUGUAAAUAAAGCUGACAUAGCAUUGGUUUUUUGUGAUAAGCCUGAAAAAGCCAAGCUUCUGCUGGAUAGCACUGAGAAGGGAGAAAUAUCGGUCCUCAAGACAAUUGUGAUCAUGGAUCCGUUUGAUAGUGAUCUUGUGACCUGUGGAAAUAAAUGUGGAGUGGAUAUUAUCAGUAUGAAAGAACUUGAGGCUAUGGGAAGAGCCCACAGACACAAACCUGUAGUUGCAAAACCAGAAGAUCUAGCCAUAAUCUGUUUCACCAGUGGAACUACAGGAAACCCUAAGGGAGCAAUGAUUACUCACCAAAAUGUAGUGAGCAAUAUGUCGGCAUUUGUGAAAGCUACAGAGAAAGCAGUCUUUCCUUGUACAGAAGAUACCUUAAUCUCUUUUUUGCCCCUGGCCCAUAUGUUUGAGAGAGUUGUGGAGUGUGUGAUUCUCUGUCACGGAGCUCGGAUAGGAUUUUUCCAGGGAGACAUCAGGCUACUUAUGGAUGACUUAAAAACUUUGCAGCCUACAGUGUUCCCAGUUGUGCCAAGACUGCUGAACAGAAUGUUUGACAGAAUCUUUGGCCAAGCAAACACUACACUGAAGCGGUGGAUAUUGGAUUUUGCUUCAAAGAGGAAAGAAGCAGAACUUAGAAGUGGCAUAAUUAGAAAUAACAGCCUGUGGGAUAAAGUGAUCUUCCGUAAAAUACAGGCAAGUCUGGGAGGGAAAGUCAGGCUAAUGAUUACAGGAGCAGCACCUGUUUCUGCAAAUGUUCUGACUUUCCUAAGAGCAGCUCUUGGUUGUCAGUUUUAUGAAGGCUAUGGGCAGACAGAAUGCACAGCUGGAUGUUCCCUAACAAUACCUGGAGACUGGACUGCUGGUCACGUUGGUGCCCCGAUGCCUUGCAACAUCAUAAAGCUUGUUGAUGUGGAAGAAAUGAAUUAUUUUGCUGCCAAAGGAGAGGGUGAAGUUUGCAUAAAGGGGGCAAAUGUGUUCCAAGGCUAUCUGAAGGAUCCUGAAAAAACUGCAGAAACUCUUGACAAAGAUGGCUGGGUACACACUGGAGAUGUUGGGAAAUGGUUACCGAAUGGUACCUUGAAGAUCAUUGACAGGAAAAAACAUAUAUUCAAACUUGCACAGGGAGAAUAUAUUGCCCCAGAAAAAAUAGAGAAUGUUUAUAUAAGGAGUGAGCCUGUUGGCCAAAUAUUUGUCCAUGGUGAAAGCUUGCAGGCUUUUCUAAUAGCGAUUGUAGUACCAGAUCCAGACAUGUUAUCCAGCUGGGCCAAGAAAAAAGGACUUGGAGGCUCUUAUGAAGAACUAUGCAGAAACAAAGAUGUAAAAAAAAAUAUUUUGGAAGACCUGCUGAAAGUUGGAAAAGAAUUUGGCUUGAAGUCAUUUGAACAGGUCAAAGGCAUUGCUCUUCACCCAGAAAUGUUCUCUAUUGAGAAUGGCCUGUUAACACCAACAUUAAAGGCAAAGAGACCUGAGCUUCGCAAAUACUUUAAGUCCGAGAUAGAAGAACUCUAUGCUAAUAUCAGGAUGUAACGGAGGAAAUUUUUUGGAGAGAAUGGCAUUUGCUAUUGACCUUCAUAUCUAUAAAUUGACUACAGCAAAUAUAGGGAAGGAAACAGUGCAAUCAUUAACUUGUACACAAAGGGGUACUCAGCAUAGGAAAACUGAAGAAAAUGGAACACUGCCUUACUGUCCACUUGUGUUGCAGACCAUUUUUUAUGGUGACAUACAACUUCCUCAAUGCGCCUUAAACUGUAAAUGGUAUCUAUGUGAUUUGUAAGUUAUUUAAGAUUUCCUCAGCCAAAAAUGUGACUCUCUCCCAGGCAUGUAAAGGGAUGUGUGUGAUGCUAGCGCAUUUUAUUGUCUUUAGUACAUUGUAUAGCUGGUGGGCUUUUCCCCCCAAAAAGAUUUGGCAUAUGGAGAUUUUUUAGUGCACUGCAAUGGAACAACAUUGAUGAAGGAGUGUCCUUAGAACUCUGGCAGAAACCUGGCUGCCUUGGUUUCCUGCUUCGAAGGUUUUCUGGGUGUGUCUUAUAACCUGGGAGUCUAGACGAAACUGCCAAUACAAUGUGUGUUGGUUUCAUGAGCUCCAGAGAUGGUUGGGCCAUAGCAGCAUCAUGCUGUGGAAUGCAUGCGGCUAUUGAUGGAAUUCCAAUACUGGGACUAAUCAUGCUAAUUCACUGUCAGCCAUUAAUUGCCAUAGCAGAGCAGGCUUACUCUAGAUCACUUUUAACUUGAUGAUCUUUGUACAAGUUAGCUUUUGCCUCUCGUCCACUGAACACAGAGUAUUGAGUGAAUACAACGAGUAUCAUUGAAAUUGAUAAGUCACAAUAUUUUCACUUUCUGUUCUUGGUAUACAAAAAGCCAGAAACCAGAAUGUGGUUUAAUGUGGGACAUCCAUUCAUUAGGUAUAGAAUGGGGAUGGAGAUUUCAGUUACCAUGUAUCUAUACCUAUAUUUCUGUUGGGGGAGGGGAAUAAAAUUGAGAUGCCUUGUUGUAACCCAUGCUUGAGAUUUUUCCCCAUAUAGCAGUCAUGAAUUCCUGUUUAAAUAUAUGUAAACAAGCACAACAAAGUUUGCACUAAAGACUGUGUAAUUGUAAUGCACUACCCAGUUCUAUAAUUUCAUAUAUAUGUACCCUAAUCGCACAUCCAAUACUCCUAGAGUAUUAAGUCGCUUGUUACAUUGGAGUUCAAAUGUUUGCUUAGUGUUAGCUAUUUCUAUAUUUUAUAAACCAAAAUUUCCAAAAGCCAAUGAAGGAAACCAAAAUAAAUAUUUCUGCAUUUAA